AUGGUUCACAAGGAUCAGUGCGUGUCUGAAAUAACCAGUGCAGAAGUUCUAGAGCCAUUACCCUCAACUAGUGGCACCACUAAGCAAGCAACGCAGGAAUUAACGGAAGCAGAUCAUCCUGAAGAAGAAGACCCUGACCUCUACACAUGUUUCGCUCACUCUAAUCGUGAUAUCAAUAUGCAAGAGAAAGACAACCUUAAUCAAAUCGUUCGGACAUUCGAGUGA
Arctia plantaginis is the source of this 225-nucleotide messenger RNA. The record is from the annotation of a GenBank genome assembly. NCBI's taxonomy places the organism in Eukaryota, Metazoa, Arthropoda, Insecta, Lepidoptera, Erebidae.